CCGUGUGGUGGGUAGGAGAAGCGCGGGCGCCGCGGGUGGUUUAAAAGCUCCGACUGAGGAGGUUUUGUUCACAGAUCUGAGGAGCUCCGCACCGGGAAAAGUUGAACCUUCAGCUGAUCCACAGACGAGCUACAGGAGGGAGAAGCAGCAGAGAUGGCAACUCAGACGGAGCUGCCCCACCUGCACCUGGCUGAGCUCACAGCAGCGCAGUUCAUCGAUGUCUGGAAACACUUUGACUCAGACGGGAACGGCUUUAUAGAAGGGAAGGAGCUGGAGAACUUCUUCACAGAGCUGGAGACUGCCAGGCGAGGCGCAGGGGUGGAUCCCUCACACGCUUGUUUUAAGGAAAAGUUGAAGGAGUUCAUGGCCAACUUUGACAAGAAUUCUGACGGCAGAAUCGAGAUGUCAGAGCUGGCCCAGAUUCUCCCCACAGAGGAGAACUUCCUGCUUUGUUUCAGAGAAUUUGUUCGAUCCAGUUCUGAAUUCAUGGACGCCUGGCGGCGGUACGACACUGAUCGUAGUGGAUACAUCGAGUCCAACGAGCUGAAGGGUUUCCUGUCAGACCUGCUGAAGAAGGCCAACAGAAACUACGACGACAAGAAGCUCAUCGAGUACACGCAGACAAUCCUCAGGAUGUUUGACCUUAAUGGUGACGGUAAGCUGGGUCUCUCUGAGAUGGCCAGGCUGCUUCCAGUUCAGGAGAAUUUUCUGCUUAAGUUUGAGGGCAUCCGACUCACCGUGAAAGAGUUCGACUCUCUCUUCACUUUCUACGAUAAGGACGGUAACGGUUACAUCGAUGAACAGGAGCUGGAUGCUCUGCUGAAGGACCUCUGUGACAAGAAAAAAAUGGACGUGGACUCAACCGGGCUGGUGGACUACAAGAAGAGCAUCAUGGCCCUGUCUGAUGGAGGGAAACUGUACCGCACUGAGAUGGGGAUCGUCCUCUGCCAGGACUCCAUGCUGUGACCCCGCUUGCCUAGGACCUUUCCAUCCUCCCGCACUGCUCCCUCCUUCCUACCUCUUAAUAUAACCUGGUGCAUGCACGACCCCCCCCCCCCCCCCCCCCCCCAACCUCACUACACCUACUUAGAAUGACGACAAAAGUGCUCAUGAAAGCACAAAGUAAACCGCUGGUCCUGCUGUUUUAACUCUGCAUCCUUCUGAUGUUUUUUUUAAACAUGUGAUGAAUGAGAAUUAAAAAAAACUAUUGUGUAUUUAUUUGUAUUUCUGUUUUAAACAUGCAUUUGUAUCUUUAAUCACACUCUAUCCUUGAUUUUGAACACAAAGAUCUGCAAAGGUUCUGUUGCAUCUCUGUUUGUUUCAGUUUAUUAUCAGUUGUUUGAUUUCAGGAGGCUUGUACUGUUCAAUUAAAGCUAUUAUUGAGAGAACAAAUAAAUAAAUAUAACAUGACUACCCCUGUCC
Nothobranchius furzeri (turquoise killifish) is the source of this 1422-nucleotide messenger RNA. RefSeq names its product calretinin. Gene Ontology annotation, biological process: regulation of presynaptic cytosolic calcium ion concentration; regulation of long-term synaptic potentiation. The record is from RefSeq and is a predicted model, not a curated record. NCBI's taxonomy places the organism in Eukaryota, Metazoa, Chordata, Actinopteri, Cyprinodontiformes, Nothobranchiidae. Gene Ontology annotation, molecular function: calcium ion binding. Gene Ontology annotation, cellular component: dendrite; terminal bouton; cytosol.